AUUAACCUUGCGACUCUGCGCAACACAAUGGCGUCAAGGUACUGGGUGGUCUCUCUCCCCGUCCAAAACUCCGCAUCUUCUCUCUGGAGUCGUUUGCAAGAAUCCAUCUCUAAACACGCCUUCGAUACUCCUCUCUACCGUUUCAACAUUCGGAAUCUCCUUGUGGGAACUCUAGAUUCGCUUCGAGCAAUCAGUGAUGACCUUGUGAAGUCGAAUAGCUUCAUUGAAGGAGUGUCUCAGAAGAUACGGCGUCAGAUCGAAGAAUUAGAUAAGGUUUCUGGAGUGGUCAGUAGUUCUUUGACAGUUGAUUGGGUUCCUGUUGACUCAUACCUCACCAGGUAAUAUAAUACGUUUUAGUUGGUUUGAUUUGAAGAUAUUCGGUUGUUUUUGUUGUGAAUACGAUUUGUAAUGUU
Molecule: messenger RNA, 413 nt
Organism: Ilex paraguariensis (yerba mate)
Lineage: Eukaryota; Viridiplantae; Streptophyta; Magnoliopsida; Aquifoliales; Aquifoliaceae
Source: the annotation of a GenBank genome assembly